This is a messenger RNA of Chlorella variabilis, 798 nucleotides long. RefSeq lists its product as hypothetical. Gene Ontology annotation, molecular function: protein binding. The transcript is spliced from 5 exons. Lineage: Eukaryota; Viridiplantae; Chlorophyta; Trebouxiophyceae; Chlorellales; Chlorellaceae. Bases 1 to 798 code for a protein of 265 amino acids. The record is from RefSeq and is a predicted model, not a curated record.
AUGCCGGCCACAGAGGAAUCGCAAAACAGGCUGUUCAAGGCGGCAGAGGCGGGGGACGUGCAGGAGUUCCAGGAGGCGGCUGCAGCGAUCGAUGAGGACGUCAGGGAGCUGCAUGCGGACAACGGCGCAAACGUGCUCCACAUUGCGGCGCACGCCGGCCACACAGAGCUCUGCGCAUACCUCCUGGACGAUCUGCACCUCGACGCGGGCGCGGACCCGGAUGCCAAAGACGAGCACGGCCACACGCCCGCCCGCGUGGCAGGCAUGCACGGCCACCGCCAGCUGGUGGAGGCGCUACUGCGGCGAGGCGGCGGCGGCGGCGGCGCAAAUGGCGGCGACGAGGGCGGCGGCGUCCGCCGCCGCCGCCGCCGCCGCCGCCGCCUCGGCGCCUCUGUUGUGCGCAUACCGGAGCCAGAGGUGGCCGAUGAGACGCUGUCAGACAGCUUCAAACGCAAGGGCAACGAGUUCUUUGUGAAGGGGGACUAUGAGGGGGCCGCGCAGCUGUAUGGGCUGGCGCUCAGCCACUGGACCAAGAGCGCCACGGUGUGGAGCAACCGCGCGGCCUGCUACCUGCGGCUGGAGCGGUACGAGAAGGCGCUGCAGGAUGCGCAGAUAGCGCGCACCCUGGAUCCAGCAUACGUCAAGGCGGCACAGCUGCAGCCGGACAACGAGGAGUUCAUCCGGCUGACCAAGGAGGCGAUUGUGGAGGGGCGCAAGGAGUUCCAGGCGCAGCAGGCGGCGCAGCAGCAGCAGCAGCAGCAGGCAGUGCCGGCGGCGGCCGCUGCCGGGGAGCCGUAG